Molecule: messenger RNA, 1058 nt
Organism: Galendromus occidentalis (western predatory mite)
Lineage: Eukaryota; Metazoa; Arthropoda; Arachnida; Mesostigmata; Phytoseiidae
Exons: 5
Coding region: 185-757 (190 amino acids)
Source: RefSeq, a predicted model, not a curated record
GGCGAGUCUUCUCGUGACGUUCCUCCGCUGCUAAGUAGAAAAUCAGAUCGCGAGAACCGAUUCGAAGGACUCUGAGGAACGUCGACGCCCGUUGGAUACGCUUCCCAUCUCGGGCCCAUCUCAGGAAGCCAGCUACCAGCUCUACUUGUUGCGAGACUAGCGAGGCCGCGGAGUCGCUGCGACGAUGCCUGACACCAAAUUCGAGGAAGACAAGAAGAUCCAGCUCCGGAAAUGGGCGGACGAUAACGUCUGGUGGAUUGUGUCGAUGGUCGCUCUGACCGUACUCGCCAUUAUGAUCUGCAUCGGAGGCUCCGUCCUGUACGAUUUCCAACCAGCUUUCAUGGGUGUCGUCGCAACUCUGACAAUUUUCAUCUGCCUCUUGACGCUGAUGGUCAUCCGUAGGUGCGCGCUCCAAGGGAAGAUUGAAGAAGAGCCCACGAUCAUUCAAAUCGCGGUCGAAGAAGCACUGGACGGUCCGCCCCUGUUUCCUCACUAUCAACGAAGGCGGUCCUCCGUUGCAACGAUCCCGAGAUGCUCCAUCCCCAACAUGGACAUGAUCAUAGAUACCGUGCGUCGUCAGAGCAUUCAGGGUUCUCAACGUCGGGAUAGCGCCGCUCCCGUCGCUUCAAGCUCAACCUCGUCGAAUCCGUCAGCUGCAUCGAAAAAAGACAAUGCGCUCCAUCUGGCUCCGAUCGCCGAGCUUCCGAAAACGCCUACGCUGGAACACAUUUCACACGGAACUUCGUUACCGAGGUAGAUGACCGGCGACUCACACCGAUUCGGUAGUGAACGCUCUCAUUUAUCCUGAAGUCAAAUCGUACCUCACAGGACCGAGGAUGGAUUUUGCAUUUCUGUGUUGUCGCCUAAAGCUGCACGACUCCCAAGUGACCAGAGGGUUCGGCUUUGAAUGUCAAUUCUCGAAGCAAUUUAGAGUUUACCGUGCGUUGAAUGAGUGAAUGUUGGAAGUAGAUUGCGAGCGAAGGAAAAAACACAAACUUGAACUUUUCCGGCUGAGUGGAAUCCCUCUAUUGUAAAUAAAGCAUCUUCUGUUUGCUGGU